AUGCAGGACCAUCAGUCGGAGGCGCUACCCCGCACGAAGGAGGAGAAGAGGCUACAGCGCGAGCGGUUCACGCGGUUACUUCUGCAGUCGCCGCCGCCGGUCAUCCUCUUCUUCUCCCGCGCCGACAGCUCCCCCGACGCUGCCGCGCUCACUUCCGCUUCUACUUCGCCCACAACCUCCGCAAGCGGCCCGCGCAAGCGGAAACGGCCAGCGGGCGCAGCUGCACGAGCCAAGCGGCCCGCGCACCGUCCGGCCGCUGCCAACCAACCGCGCGCCGACGAAGACGAGGAGGACCAGGCCAUGGCUGCAGCCGCGGCGGCAGCGGAGGAGGAAGACGGCGAGGAGAGCGACGAGGCCCCGGUUCGCGAGCGCGCGGCCCUGUCCACCUGCCCCGUGCGACAGUAG
Molecule: messenger RNA, 405 nt
Organism: Acanthamoeba castellanii str. Neff
Lineage: Eukaryota; Discosea; Longamoebia; Acanthamoebidae
Exons: 1
Coding region: 1-405 (134 amino acids)
Source: RefSeq, a predicted model, not a curated record